AUAUUUGCAAAAUGUUUUUAUAUAUAUGUUAGUUGAUCAAACUAUUUUAUCGCAUUUUUUGCACGAGAGCAAACUUGGCAAGAACAAAUUAUAACUAUAAUCGAUAAUCCUGAGGGCGGUCGCGCACCUGUCGUAGUGGUACCGUUUGAACAGGUAAGAAGAUGGCGGUACAAUGGUGGUUGACGGUGCUGAUGGUGCUUUGUGGUGAUAGUCGUUAGUUCUGGCAGAACCAUCGGCGCGUUAAUGAUUAAUUUAGCGGUGUAAAACGUUCUCGAAUUUCGCAAGAGAUAUAAUGAAUAAAAGCCUUGUAAAAUUGAUUAAUUGAAAAAAAGUGUUUUAAUACUAAUUUUUGAUUAUCCAUCACGUGUGCUAAUGACAAAUAUUUCUAAUUUAAGACGUACAUGGAAUACUCGCGAGAAUUAUACGAUAUUAAAGUAUUGAUUUUAUGGAAAAUAGAUUAGCAAUAUAUGAAUAAUAUCUUUAAAAUGAUGCAAAGACUAUCUACUGCUUACCAAUUAUUUUCUAUCUUCAUCAAUCAUAAUUAGCGAUUAUAUACAAGUGUACGUUAAAUCUGUAUUUGGGUGAUUUCGGUGCUGCGUUGCGUUGGCAUACUCGGGUGAUGAGAGACGGACCUGAAAAUGAGGAUAGACCUGGCGGAAGUUGAGGUAUCGACGGAGGAGGAGUACUCGCCCACUGCCGCCACCGCCGCAGUGGACAGUAGCAGUAUGGACAGCAGUCCGGACGAUUACGACGGAGUCGAGGCCGAAUUGACAAGCCUCUCCUGGCUGCAAUCGUUGGACAUCACCAGCGCGUCCGGUUUGCCGACGCCGCCUUGUUCGCCAUCGCCUCCGCCGGUCGUCCGUAAACCCCCAAAGAAGCUGUCGCCCUUGGUCAAGGCCGAUUUAGAUCUGGUGGAAAAUGCCGGCAAGUAUCGAACGGAUCCCGAUGCAAAGCCGCCGUUCUCUUACGCCACCAUGAUUUGUCUCGCGAUGCGCGCCAACAAUAAUAAGGUCUCCCUUUCCAACAUUUACGCAUGGAUUCGAGAGAAUUUCUUAUUUUACAAAUAUGCCGAUCCAGCCUGGCAGAAUUCGAUUCGACACAAUCUCUCGCUGAACAAGUGCUUUGUCAAACUGCCGCGUUCUAAAGACGAGCCGGGCAAGGGCGGUUUCUGGAAACUGGAUCUCGAAAGAAUGGAGGAGGGUAAACGGUCCAGACGUCGCUCCGCAAUAUCACAGCGAAUUCGCAACUCCAAGAGGCAAUCCUCAUCCGCGACAACCGCGACAACGACGAUAGCGACGACGACAACGACGACAGCAACGACGACGCUCAAUGCUCUUCAGAACAGCUGUUCGCCGCCCACCAGCUGCCUAUCCAGCACUCUAUACGAGACCCCGCCUAGUAGCGUGUCACCCCCAAUUCCGGACAGUCUGUCGGAAGUACCGGAAUCGACGCAGGUGAGCCUAAGUGAGGACGAUUUCACGAGCUUGCUGAUCGCCGGCUGGGAUGAAAAUAAUCAGUUUGAGCUCCUCGACCUCUUGGACACCCUGUAAACCAAGCCAAGGUGACUCUCUCGCAAACGCCUCUCAGGAAUCAUUGGCGAAACAAAUGUUCUCGUCCCUCCAUACAUCUCCCCCUCCGACUUCCCAUUUCAUUCGAUUGACAUAAAACGUAAAUAACAACGCGAAUAACGUUGUCAGAUCGAUCUGAAGCAAUAUCAAUUUUUAAUUUUAUCGGAUUUCGCGAUAACAUACACUUUCCGUUUCACAAACAACGAUUGCGCGAUAAAACGCAAAUAACAAAUUAUUAUUGUUAAACAAUCACACUCAAGACUACGCAAAAGCAAUGGUUCCGUUUAAUCGUAUGCAUUAAAAUGUUAAAUAUCAAUCUCGUAAUUAAAGCGCGAUUAAUUUACGAUCGAAGCGUCGAGAGGAAAAAGUAUCGUUGAGGAAGAAAUAUCAGAGAAAAUGAAAGCAAACACAUCUUAUCUCUUCUUCCUUAACAAUGACCUAAUACACGUAAAGAUGAAACGUCGCGCGAUUUUAGUGUGCCUAACGAGAUUGUUUUAACACGCCGUCCGACCAAUGUGUUAAAACGUGUUAUAAUGUAACGUGUAUAAGAACUCUGUUAUUGCCGAAAGUGUGACCGAUAGUGUGGCAAGACAUAUUAUAAUCGAUUGAAGUAUUAUUAGAUUACGCCGUGAAAUAUUUGCCAUGAUCGGCGACGUGAUGAGGAUGAAUAUCAGUGCGUAUCCGAU
Messenger RNA from Formica exsecta, 2254 nucleotides. Its product is annotated as forkhead box protein J1-A-like. Gene Ontology annotation, biological process: regulation of transcription by RNA polymerase II. The transcript has 4 exons. Lineage: Eukaryota; Metazoa; Arthropoda; Insecta; Hymenoptera; Formicidae. Gene Ontology annotation, molecular function: RNA polymerase II cis-regulatory region sequence-specific DNA binding; DNA-binding transcription factor activity, RNA polymerase II-specific. The record is from RefSeq and is a predicted model, not a curated record. Bases 639 to 1550 code for a protein of 303 amino acids.